This is a messenger RNA of Ananas comosus (pineapple), 2118 nucleotides long. RefSeq names its product beta-glucuronosyltransferase GlcAT14B-like. Bases 256 to 1575 code for a protein of 439 amino acids. Gene Ontology annotation, cellular component: membrane. The transcript is spliced from 4 exons. Gene Ontology annotation, molecular function: glucuronosyltransferase activity. The record is from RefSeq and is a predicted model, not a curated record. NCBI's taxonomy places the organism in Eukaryota, Viridiplantae, Streptophyta, Magnoliopsida, Poales, Bromeliaceae.
CAACCCACCCACCCACCCACCCGUGAGGACAAAAGGGAGGAGGCGCAUGGGGAGCUGCGAUGCGAGGGGCCCGUCGCAGCAGCAGUAGAGCCGGGUCGGGGCGAGCGGCGGAAUAGCAGCAGCAGCAGCAGCAGCAGCAGCAGUAUUAGUAGUAGCGACUGCGGAUCCCGAGGCGAUUCCCGGUGGUGAAGAUAACCGCCCCGUCUCCUGUUUGUUCUCCCCCGUAAUCCCCCCCACCCCUCCCCAAUCUCCAUCAUGGAGAUCACGAAGCCGCCGCCGCCGCCGCCGCCGACGACGACGACGACGACGACGACGCAGCUGCAGCAGCAGCAGCGCAAGUGGGUGGUGCCGUUGCUGGCGCUGGUGCUCUUCUCGUCCCUGCUCAUCUCGAUCUCCCUCUUCUCCUCCUCCCGCGUCCUCCUCCUCUCCUUCUCCCCCAUCCGCUCCCUCGCCGGGGACGACCCCCUCUUCGUCGAGCCCAAGCUCCGCCUCCUCCCCUCGCCGCCGGCCCCCCUCCCCGCUCCGCCCCGCCUCGCCUACCUCAUCUCCGGCUCCUCCGGCGACGGCGCCGCGCUCCUCCGCGCCCUCCUCGCCCUCUACCACCCCCGCAACCGCUACGUCGUCCACCUCGACCUCGACUCCCCCGCCGCCGAGCGCGCCGCGCUCCGCGACCGCCUCGCGCGCCACCCCGUCCUCGCCGCCCGCGGCAACGUCAAGAUGAUCUCCAAGGCCAACCUCGUCACCUACCGCGGCCCCACCAUGGUCGCCAACACCCUCCACGCCGCCGCCGUGUUGCUCCGCGACGCCCCCGAUUGGGAUUGGUUCAUCAAUCUCAGCGCCUCCGAUUACCCCCUCGUUACGCAAGAUGAUCUGCUUCAUACUUUCUCGUACCUGCCGCGGGAUCUUAACUUCAUUGAUCAUACCAGUGAUAUUGGGUGGAAGGAGUUUCAGCGGGCGAAACCGAUCAUUAUCGAUCCGGGGUUGUAUAUGCUGAAAAAGGCGGAUGUUUUUUGGAUCCCACAGAGGAGGAGCGUGCCGACGGCCUUCAAACUCUUUACUGGCUCUGCAUGGAUGGCACUUUCUCGCCCUUUCAUUGACUACUGCAUCUGGGGGUGGGACAACCUCCCACGCACCGUCCUCAUGUACUACGCCAACUUUAUCUCCUCCCCUGAGGGCUACUUCCACACUGUUGUCUGCAAUGCCCGGGAGUUCAAAAACACGACCGUGAACCACGACCUCCACUUCAUCUCGUGGGACAACCCUCCAAAACAACACCCGCACUACCUCACGAUAGCCGAUAUGUCACGCAUGCUCGACAGCAAUGCCCCGUUCGCCAGAAAGUUCCGGAGGGACGAUCCAGUGCUUGAUAAGAUUGAUGCUGAGCUUUUGUUCCGUGGACCUGACAUGAUUGUGCCCGGAGGUUGGUGUGCUGGGAAGAGAGAGAACGGAAGUGAUCCCUGCUUGGUCGUGGGUAACACCACUCUCCUCCAACCAGGACCCGGAGCUAUGAGGUUGGAGCGGCUUAUUGUUUCGCUUCUCUCAUCGGAGAACUUCCGGCCGAGACAAUGCAAGUAGUAGUAUUCCUUUUUGGAUCCUCAGGUAUUAAAGCGGCACGAUAAAUUAAGGCGGUAUUUACAACUUGAGGAAAAAGAAAAGUUCUGUGGCGGAUGUUCGUCACCUUCAAUAAAAAGAAUUUUGCCGAUCAUGUUUUGUGGCCCCCAUGUACAGAGAGCAGUUAGGCGAUCAGCGCAGUGCAGUGCAACCGCCCGAACCUGGGGAGGUACCUGAUCUUUCCAUGAUCGCGAUGAUUUAUUGCAGGCCCAUUUUUUAGAUGCAUUAGCAAGCAUUUACUAUUGGAGCUCAGCAUGUUCUAGAUUUACUAGUGUUAGACAUUGAAGAAAAAUGGAAUUUAUCAAAAAUAUAUAUCAUUAUCAAUGUUUACUUACUGUUACUCCAUGUUUGUGCUACAUUUGGUAGCUGUGAUACAGUAUUUUGCACUUAACUGCUUUUUUUUUUUUUUUCUGUAAAGCAAACUGAGUAGAAGGUAAUAGAGACUUGGCACAAUAUCUACUUCAUGCUUUUGAGUAAAACAAUUCGGACAGGUGCAUCAAUGAUUUA